Molecule: messenger RNA, 2115 nt
Organism: Haliotis rubra (blacklip abalone)
Lineage: Eukaryota; Metazoa; Mollusca; Gastropoda; Lepetellida; Haliotidae
Exons: 7
Coding region: 187-1281 (364 amino acids)
Biological process (GO): proteasome-mediated ubiquitin-dependent protein catabolic process
Cellular component (GO): SCF ubiquitin ligase complex
Molecular function (GO): protein binding
Source: RefSeq, a predicted model, not a curated record
UUUCAUGCAAUGGUCGCUUUAUCGUGGUAGGAGAUUCCAUGUGUUGGAUGGUUGGAUGGUAAAGGCCGCACUCGGAACUUUCCUUUCCAGUGGUCUCUGAGAAGGGAAAAAGGCUGUUAACGCCUUGGGCAAGGGGCACAGUGUACAAAAGAGUACCACUGACUGAAAUGGCACACUGUACAACGUAUGAACUGCUCUGAAAACAAUGGCCGGCAGAGGAUGACUGUAAAGACACCUUUUCCUGGAAUUCUGGUUAGCACAGAUUUAAUCAAAGGUAUUUUGUGUCAUGAUGGACCGUCAUUUUGGGUUGAUGUAGGGGUGGACGUCGGCUACGCCGCUCUCAUCACCGUCUGCUUGCUCAUCAUGGCGUGCGUCCUUGCCAUCGCAGCCUGCUACGUCUGUUCAUCACAACGUGCAGGAGCACGGGUUGUACACUUCAACGCUGCUAACCAAGUUCUGGUUCAGACUCUCUCCCGACCUCCGUGGACGCUGACCGUGACCUCUGACCCGGAACUCUCCAUCCACGGAUUUGCCUUUGCUGGUCAAGGCAUCACGAUUGUCGACAGUAACACCCUAGAACGUAACCGUACCAGACGCCCAGUAACAGUUGGCGCCAAAUGGUCACGUGGGGUGUCACAUGGUAAGCACGUGUACGAGGUCAUCUGGCCGGAAGUCCACAGAGGAGUGUCAGCGUCAGUAGGUGUGGGUACAGCAACGACGCCAUUGUUCAUCAAGGGCAAGGUCACCCUGGUUGGCAUGACAGAGGCUUCGUGGGGACUGGACAUCGCCAAGAAGACAAUGUUUCACAACUCAGCGCCAGGGAGGAGGUGUCCGCCAAACGAAGAAGACGUCAUCCCAGAGAGAUUUUUCAUGUAUGUUGACAUGGACCGUGGUGAGCUGGGCUUCGGGUCCAGUAGCAAGUACUGGGGUGUGAUGGCUGAAAACAUCCACUACCUGAAUCAGCCCCUGUAUGUGAUGGUUGGUGCCAACGUGUCCAAGGCCCGAUUGCAAGUCUUCUACAGAGGUUCUGCUAUGUCGAGUGCGAUGCGUAACCCAACUGCUGCAGCAAUGACGACAUCGACUCCUCCAUCAUGUUCCAACCCCGACCGUAUGAAGCCCGAAGACCUAAAUCUACAUAAGCGAGCCCUGUAUCAGGCUACAGCACUGCGACGUGCACGUGCUCAAGCUUGGACUCACGACUCGGACAACGAGGGCACUGGACCUGAGGACGCCACGUUCCAGCUUCCUCUCUCUCCACCCCCUCCGUACUCCAGAUUCUGAUUCAAGUGCGACAGUCUCAGGAUACAUUCAUAACCAGUGUCAACAUAAAGUAACGUUUAGCGUAGGCUUGCUUCUGAUGAACUGUUUAACACUCAUGAAAUAUUUCAAACACACCAUGCCCCUUUCAUCGGUUACACUGACAGUUUUUGUCCUGGCCAAAUAACACUGUUAGCACAAAUCAGACGUUCAUUAUCACCUGGGGCGGUGGUGUAGCCUAGUGGUUAAAGCGUUCACUCGUCACGCCGAAGACCCGGGUUCCAUUCCCCACAUGGGUACAAUGUGUGAAGCCCAUUUCUGGUGUCCCCCGCCGUGAUAUUGGUUGGAUAUUGCUCAAAACGGCGUAAAGAUAAAACUCACUCACUCGUUACCACCUGCAUGUGCACAAAUUGAUUCAGUUACAAAUAUUGGUUAGUUUUGUGCACCCGUACCUGACAUGAAUACAUUUUCUCAGAUGUUCCAGGUACAUGUAUCCAUAUAUCUGUAUGCCACCCAAAUCUUUCUUAUCCAACAAGUAUUGAAUUUUGUGAGCACAAAUGUGAAUACAAGGUUGAUGAUCAUGAUGACCGAAAGUAGCCCUUUCAAGUUUUCUACACAUAAAUAUACUGAGUCUCUUUAAAAAGUAGGGGAACUUCAUUUUUUAGUUACGAUUGAAAACAUUGGCAGAUAUAUCAAGUCAAUCAAUGUUGAUAUGAUAAUAAUGAAUGUUGUUUGUACAGUUAUCGCUCUUGAACGAUGACUGGUAUAUGACUGGUAUAUAGUGUAUAGAACACUUACAACUUUGUGAUGCAAGAUGAUUGUCAAAAUAAAUGGUCGACAGGGAUUUAUCGACCUUCU